Dimorphilus gyrociliatus is the source of this 1326-nucleotide messenger RNA. The record is from the annotation of a GenBank genome assembly. NCBI's taxonomy places the organism in Eukaryota, Metazoa, Annelida, Polychaeta, Dinophilidae.
UAAAAGCAAACCAUCUACCGUGCCGUUUCCAUGCUUAAAUUGUUUAUAAAAAAGCGACGAACUGCUCACGUUUUAUUGAGUGUCAUGUGAAAAUCAGAACACAGUAUUUGGUAUAGUGGAUUAUGCUCGACAAGACUUAUUUAACGAUGCCCGAUCCGGAAUUCGCUGAUUUACAAACUGCUUCUACUAAUUGCUCUAAUAACAGCACGAUUAACGACGAGACCGUUAUCAAUUCGAAUGACUCGUCCGCCUCUUCAUCGUCUACUACGUCAGUGACGCCUGGUUCUUUGGCUACCUGCGCUGCUUGUGGUAACAAAAUUAGUGAACGUUACAAGUUAUUUGUCGCCGACCGAUUUUGGCACGAAUCUUGUCUACGCUGCUGCGUUUGCAAUACCCUACUAGAAGAUUCGCUAUUCGUCAAGAAUACGCAGUUCUACUGCAAAGAAGAUUACUGGGAACGCUUCGGUCCUCGUUGUUCUCGAUGUUCCUCUGUUAUAAGGAGAGGAGAAAUGGUAAUGAGAACCCCGCAAACUCAGCAUAUCUUCCACACCGACUGCUUCUUUUGCAUCACUUGCAAUGCUAGAUUUCAGCCGGGUGAAGAGUUCGCAAUGCGCGACAACCUAGUCUUCUGCAAACUUCACUACGAACUACCGUUUACCCCCGAUUACUGCUCGACGAAUACAACACCAGCACCUCAGAUACCUCCUCCUCAUUUCUAUAAUGGAGUCGGAGUAAAUAAGGGCAGACCUCGGAAGAAGAAAAAUGCUCAACAGAAUUUGGAACACGACCGCUGUCUAAUGGGCAUAGCACUCUCACACGAUGAAAAUGAUACGAUUUCGGCCGACGGCUACGGAGGUCAGCAAGCACCUCGUCAAAAACGAGUACGAACCUCUUUCAAGCACCAUCAGCUGCGAACCAUGAAAUCGUACUUCGCACUGAAUCAGAAUCCAGAUGCCAAAGAUUUGAAACAGUUGUCGGAAAAGACGGGAUUAACGAAACGCGUUUUGCAGGUCUGGUUCCAAAAUGCUAGAGCGAAGUACAGGCGGAACAUUCUAAAGCAAGAGCAAGACAAGGGUGACAACCGAAUCACUGCGGACGAACUCAAACAAGAAACGCUGUCAGAAAUGCACAACGGGAGCGUCACUUCACCGGCCAUGAGCGACACUUCGUCGGCAACUUCAAUGACCGAUAUUCACAACGGUCACCAGGAAAACGAGCACCCGUCAUCCCUCUCCGACCUUUUUUCGAAUUCCUUAACAAAUAUGGCGACGGCUAUGUGAACAUUUUUUCUCUAUAUACAAAUAUAUCUAAAUAUAUACAAUAAAC